This is a messenger RNA of Lottia gigantea (owl limpet), 1386 nucleotides long. RefSeq lists its product as hypothetical. Gene Ontology annotation, biological process: protein dephosphorylation. The coding region runs from base 1 to 1386 and encodes 461 amino acids. The record is from RefSeq and is a predicted model, not a curated record. NCBI's taxonomy places the organism in Eukaryota, Metazoa, Mollusca, Gastropoda, Lottiidae. Gene Ontology annotation, molecular function: protein tyrosine phosphatase activity. The transcript is spliced from 11 exons.
AUGACCUACACAGAUCCUCUAACAUUUACAUCGUAUUUUAUACAGGUUAAAUGUUUGAAAUAUUGGCCGAAUCUUGGUAAAAAGAAGAUAUUCGGCAACAUAACAGUCAAACUUCACAAAGAAGAUGUUUUUGCUCAUUUUACAGUUCGAGAAUUCAGGAUUUGUAAGGAAAAUUGUGUCUCCAGAACUGUAAAACAAUACCACUAUACAUCAUGGCCUGAUAAAGGUGUACCAUCUGAUAUUGCUUCAUUGGUUGAAUUCCGUAAUAAAGUCAACAAGUCAUCAUCCAAACGUUCAGGACCUAUGAUUGUUCAUUGCAGUGCUGGUAUUGGUAGAACAGGAACAUAUUUAGCUUUAGAUUAUCUCAUACAACAAGCUCAAGCUGAAAAUUCUGUAGAUAUUUUUUCUUGUGUAUCACAGAUGAGACAAGAAAGAGUUAACAUGGUUCAGACUGUGAUCCAGUACAUCUUGCUUCAUGAUGCUCUAACAGUUUGGUAUAUAGCUGAUGAUACAACAACAUCAAUAACAAAUUAUCCUCAAAUAUAUAAUCAACUUCUACAACAAGAUAAACAUAAUAAUACAUCACAAUUACAACAUAAAUAUCAGUUGAUGAAUGAAAUAAGUUGUAAGAUAGAUAAAGAUGGUUAUUCAGAAGCUCUUAAACCAGAAAAUGUAAAUAAAAAUAGAGAUCAACGUGUCUUGGCAGCCAAUUCCAAGAGACUAUAUUUAUCUAGCAGUGGUGACUCUACAGAUUAUAUCAAUGCUGUUUAUAUGCCGAGCUAUAAGAAAAAAAAAGGUUAUGUUUUGACGCAGUCUCCUAUGUCCACAACUGUAAAUGAUCUUUGGAAAAUGAUCAUGAGUUGCGAAUCAACUGUUAUCAUUGAUAUGGAACCCCGAGCAAAAUCAAAGGUAUCUAAAAGUUCUCAAAUCAGAAUAAAAAGGAAAUACCAUCCAGGUCCAGAUUUACUGGAUUCAUGUCACCAUUUUCUAUUGAGCUUUUCUCACAAUAGAUUUCAUCUUGAGGAUGUAAAGAGAAUUGUUAAAAUCUACCAGUGUCGUUACUGGGAUACCGAUACCAAGCAUCCUGAUUCUUCUAUACCAAUUUUUACAUUGUUAGAUGAGAUUUAUCAAUGGUCAAAUAUAGAUAAUCUUGGUCCUUUAGUGGUCCAUUGCUUGAAUGGUGCUAAUAAAAGUGGUCUGUUGUGUGUUUUAGCUGCUAUCUUAGAAAGAUUAACAAUAGAACAAGAUGUUAACAUUAUUCAAACUAUUUUACAACUACGUAUUUCUAGACCAGAAAUUAUCAAUUCUUUUGAACAGUUUCAGUUUUGUUUUGAAGCAAUUGCAGAAUAUCUGGAUAAUUUCUCAAAUUAUGUAAAUUCACGUUGA